UCCAUGUCGCGCAUGGGCUCGGGCCGCCCCGUCACCGGCUCCAUGGAGAAGAUCCGGGUGAUGAGCCGGCCCAUCACCCAGCAGGGUCUCUCCGGCAUCAAGACGGCCGGCAGCGGCCGCUCGCGCAUGGUGCAGGACAAGAGCUACUUCAUGGGCCUGCUGCGCACCAAGACGUCCGAACUGCGCUCCGAGGUGGCCAAGCUGCGGCGCCAGGCGGACUCGCUGAACCAGGAGCAGGCCACCUACACCACCUACGACACGCGCGUCAAGGAGAUGGCCGGCGAGCUGCUCGAGCAUCAGGCAGAGCUGGCUGACUACAACGUGCUGGUGGAGCUGAUGAACAUGGACUCGGACCGGUCGGUAGUGGACGGGGAGUUUGAGGAGCUGAGGCACAGAAACGGAAAGGAAGCACUUCUUGUUGAGAAACUGUUCAUGAAUCGCAAGGAAAAAGAAAACGAGAUACACGACGUCGAGAACCAAAUCGAUCAGGAGCGGCGGCUGGCCGACACGCUGGUGGAUUCGAUGCCCGGCGAGGUGCGGGACCGCUACAUGCGGCUGCAAGAGCGGAACGUGCAGCUGCAGACGGCCAUCGAGCACGCCCAGCAGCAGGCGGACGCGCUCGGCGCCAGGAAGAACGAGCUGGACGCCGACCUGGCCGCCUCGCCGCUGAAGCAGGAAGCGGCCGUGCAGUACGACAAGCUCAGCUACUUGGAGACGAAGAGGAUGGAGCUGCUGGACGAGAAGAACUCGCGCGAGACUCCCGAACAGGAGCGGGAGCGCCUCCUGCAGCAGGUGAAGGCAGAUAACCAGGAGAUGGGAACUCUGGAACGCCGCAUUCACGAGCUUAAGUCCGAAAUUGGAAAAGCCUCAGAAAGCUGCAGAUAA
Molecule: messenger RNA, 885 nt
Organism: Pollicipes pollicipes
Lineage: Eukaryota; Metazoa; Arthropoda; Thecostraca; Pollicipedomorpha; Pollicipedidae
Product: intraflagellar transport protein 74 homolog
Exons: 7
Coding region: 4-885 (293 amino acids)
Biological process (GO): cilium assembly; intraciliary transport involved in cilium assembly
Cellular component (GO): intraciliary transport particle B; cilium
Molecular function (GO): beta-tubulin binding
Source: RefSeq, a predicted model, not a curated record